AUGGAGGUUUUUAUUCCUUCGUUCCGCUAUGAGGAGAGCGAAUUGGAAAGGGGCUACACGAAAAGAUUGGCUACAGUAAUUAAAGCAAAGAAAUCGAUCACAAAGCAAACAUAUCAGGAAAUAUAUAAAAGUAAUCUUUUAUUUUCACAGGUCUUUAAGAUAGAGGUACUAAUGAAUGGAAGAAAGCAUUUUGUUGAAAAAAGAUAUAGUGAAUUUCAUGCUCUCCAUAAAAAACUUAAAAAAUUCAUAAGAACUCCAGAAAUCCCUUCAAAGCAUGUGAGGAACUGGGUACCCAAAGUUUUGGAACAGCGUCGGCAGGGAUUAGAAUCUUAUUUACAGGGUAUUGUUUUAGAAAAUGAAGAACCUCCCAAGAUGUUUCUUGAUUUUCUCAACGUUCGUCACUUUCCUUCUCUCCCAAAAGCAGAAAGUUGUGGUUCUUUUGAAGAAACAGAAUCUGAAGAAUCAAGCAAACUGUCCCACCAGCCCGUGUUGCUGUUCCUAAGGGAUCCAUAUGUCUUGCCUACAGCCAAUGAUGACUUUCCAAAUGUAGUUAUUGAAGGCAUUCUCCAUGGAUUGUUUUAUCCCCACCUACAACCCAGGUAGAAAAUGAGUUUGGAUGGAAAAUAAUCAAGAGUAAAUUCAAGUUAUAUUCCUCGAUGCAAGCUUUUGAAGACUUUUUUUAAAAAGUAAAAGUCAAAAUACUGAAGCAAGACACUCAUGUUUGAAGUUGGAACUUUUAAAAAUUGUAUCACUAAAAAUGGCUGCUUUUCAAGAUUACAAAUGGGGAAAAACGCUACUUGGUUGAACUUGUAUACUAAACUCUAAAUACUUAAAUUUUAAAACAGCUGACAAAAUGCCAAAUUACACUAGCAAGUUUCAUCAUGUAUUUAUAAUUUUUGUGUGUCUGUGAUAAAUCAUUACUCUAAUUCUUUUGUCUCCGCGUUGUACCCACUGCUGGCAGUGGAUACAUAAAAUAUAAUAGGAUGUAUGACUAAAAAAUGUAAAUGUUAAAAAAUAACUGCUAAAACUGGAAAUGCAAUAUAAGCUCACUGUAUCAGUAUUUCUGAUGUCAUAUUAUAUAAGUAUUAUUUUAGGGACAGAAAUGUGUAUAUGCUUUCAGUUUGGUUCAGUCUUAAUUUUAUGUCAUAAACUCAGCUGCAAUGCUUUUAUUAGCCUAAGCUUAAUGUCAUUUUCCAAAAUUUUAUUAAUUUUUAACCUUUUGUAAUA
Molecule: messenger RNA, 1227 nt
Organism: Protobothrops mucrosquamatus (brown spotted pit viper)
Lineage: Eukaryota; Metazoa; Chordata; Lepidosauria; Squamata; Viperidae
Gene: SNX24
Product: sorting nexin 24
Exons: 7
Coding region: 1-603 (200 amino acids)
Molecular function (GO): phosphatidylinositol phosphate binding
Source: RefSeq, a predicted model, not a curated record